This is a messenger RNA of Eriocheir sinensis (Chinese mitten crab), 2158 nucleotides long. RefSeq lists its product as uncharacterized. The transcript is spliced from 3 exons. The record is from RefSeq and is a predicted model, not a curated record. Bases 1331 to 1696 code for a protein of 121 amino acids. Lineage: Eukaryota; Metazoa; Arthropoda; Malacostraca; Decapoda; Varunidae.
UACAGCUUUGCCGUCAGGGUAGCUCCUUCCGAGCUGCCCAAACUGAGGACCAGUUUUCCUCACAGGAGGAGGCUGGUGGGGCCUAGGGUGUUAGGGGUACGACGGUUGGCUCUUUCACAGAACGGGUGUGUUCCGUUCUGCGUUUGAGUCUGCCGCCUUUGGGCGUCUCCCUCUGAGAUGUCGGUUAGGAUUUCUUUUUUUUAUAUGUCCGUGUGUGUAACUGUUGCCUUUUAGCCUGUUGUGUUCCUGAGCAGCAAGAAGAGGAGGCUGUGGUGACCCGCCCGAUGCGGAAGGCUUCUGGGCCCUGUCGGCGGGGGCGCACCUCUCUGGCUGACUGGUUGACCAGGCUUUGACCAGGUGGCUGGGGAGGCGCAUCCUCGCUGGGCGGGGUCUGGGGGCCCUCCGUCUUGGGGAGGUCGCUGCAGCAGGAGGAGGUAACUACUGCUGGUUUUGUAAGGCAUUGUGGUUGAGAGCACCUUGCAGCUGUAACGCGAAUUUCGUUCCGUAAUAAACAAUGUACCGCCAUGCUGCCUGUCCUUCCUCCCUCCCAGCACUGUGUACGUCUGUGUGUGUGUGUUGCUUAAUUCUCCCUCACUGCACUGUGCGUACGUCUGUGUGUGUGUGUUGCUCUGUCUCUGUCUCUCUCUCUGUCUCUGUCUGUCUCUCUAUCUCUGUCUCUGUCUGUCUCUCUAUCUCUCAAUCUCUCUCUGUGUCUUUCUCUCUCUCUCUCUCUCUCUAGUUAGUAAAGAACAGGCAACGUUUGCCAUGGAAGACUCUACAGUAUACAUAAGACUACAGUGUACAUCCCAACCCUCUACGGCCGUUGCUGCUCCACCCGGGCAUUACCACAUCCACUCGAGUCUCCAAGAAACCUCCACGGCCGAGCUUCAACCACAGAACACACCGCUACCGUUGAUGAGGUUCCACGCCCCGGACUACCGCCAUGUUAGCCUCGAUAAUAGUCCUCGGCGCACUUAUUCUGAGACGUCCUGGUGAGUGAGUGCCCUAAUUGCCUUCAUGGAUAAUGUCACAGGUAUCCAAUGGUUCAGGUGUGAUGUCAGAUAUUUUUGUUAUUGUGUCGUAAAUAUCCAGUGAUUAUUUCCGAGUCGCUGAAUGUUCAUCGCACACAGUUUGUCUUUGAGUAAAAACACUAAUUAAUUAAUAUCCAUGAUCGGUUAGGUUACGAACUCCCUCAAUUUCAGGCUGGAGAGCUACACAACACUGGUCAUCCGCUGAGUGGUUGAAUUCCUGGUCUACCGGCCCCUGGAGGAGUGGUCGAUUUCCUGGUCUACCGUGGAUAUGAGUGGUUGAUUCCCUGGUCUACCCCUGGAUGACGCGGCUGUUCCUAUGCAGGGGAGGACUCACACAAGCGAUAAGCACCUGUCAGACCUGGAGACUCCCCCUUGAGCCUGACCGUGGAGCUGUGGGCCCUGCAUCAGACCCCCAAUCCCCCCACACCACCCACAGCAGGGGCAGGGUGUUGAGACUACCCCCACAGGCUAAGACAGGGAGGGACUUGAAGAUCCAGGUUUUUGUCAUCUGCACAGGAAUUGACACAUGGUAUUUGGGAGCAAUGUCUAAGGUUUCGCCCAUGCAGCUGAAGGGUGCCAAUGCCUACACAUGCAUCGACCACAGGUGUGCGCUGGACAUUGCCUACAAUUCAUGGUGCAAAUGGUAUGUUGGAGGAAUUCUUUGAUGUAUUUGAGGGACUGGGAUGCCUGCUGGAUGGUACAGGUAAUUUACUUGGAUCACAACUGAGAGAGCCUGGGUUUGAUUCCCGGGCAGAGUGGAAAAAUUUGGGCGGCUUUUCCGAUACCCUACGCCCCUGUCCACCCAGCAGUGAAUGGGUACCAGGUAUUAAUCGGGGGUUGUGUCCCAUCUCCUGGGGUCUGUUCCCUUCUCCUAUAAUUCCUUCCCCUUCUGUCUCUCUCUGGCAUAUGAUCACAGAUGUUGCACUGCCCACUAAACAAAACUUUACAACUUUCCAACAGUUGAAUUAUAGUUUAAUCCAAGUGUUGUCCCUGUGGCUCACCCUCCUAGAGAAAUACCUGUUGCUCUGAGAGGUAAACUUAAGAAGGAAUAGACCAUAUGGAAAGAUUAGGUAUCAUUAUUGAAGAAAAUACACCCACAGACUGGCUCAAUAGUAUGCUUGUAAUUG